Molecule: messenger RNA, 1374 nt
Organism: Ictalurus punctatus (channel catfish)
Lineage: Eukaryota; Metazoa; Chordata; Actinopteri; Siluriformes; Ictaluridae
Product: histone H1-like
Exons: 2
Coding region: 249-914 (221 amino acids)
Biological process (GO): nucleosome assembly
Cellular component (GO): nucleosome
Molecular function (GO): structural constituent of chromatin; DNA binding
Source: RefSeq, a predicted model, not a curated record
UCAGCGUGUGCUUCAACGUUUUUAAUCUCGUCUUGCGAGUGGGAUUUUCACCGAGAAAUGCCAUGAGAAAACACAUCUGAGCGCGCGCCGCGUCCGUGCAUUCAUUCAGCGGCGCCCCGAGUUGAGUCUACAACGCUCUCAUAUCUGUUUUUAAGACCAGCCCCCCGGCCGCGGGGAGGGAGGAUCAUCCUGUGUUACACACUAACGUACAGCGUACGACUCGUGUAUUCUACGUAGUUCCAAGAGAAAUGGCAGAAGUCGCACCCGCUCCCGCCGCCGCGCCGGCCAAAGCGCCCAAGAAGAAAGCAGCUUCGAGAGCAAAAAAAGCCGGCCCUAGCGUCGGCGAGCUGAUCGUCAAAGCCGUUUCCUCGUCUAAGGAGAGGAGCGGCGUGUCUCUCGCUGCUCUGAAGAAAGCGCUGGCUGCCGGCGGAUAUGAUGUGGAGAAGAACAACUCCCGCGUCAAAAUCGCUGUUAAGGGUCUCGUGACUAAAGGCACUCUGGUGCAGACCAAAGGGACCGGCGCGUCUGGCUCUUUCAAGCUGAACAAGAAGCAGACCGAAGCCAAGAAGCCCGUGAAGAAAGCCGCGCCCAAAGCGAAAAAGCCCGCCGCGGCUAAGAAGCCCAAGAAGGUAGCGGCCAAGAAACCCGCCGCCGCGGCCAAGAAGUCUCCUAAGAAGGCGAAGAAGCCCACAGCCGCCGCAAAGAAAGCCACCAAGAGCCCGAAGAAGGCGAAAAAGCCCGCGACCCCUAAAAAGGCAGCCAAGAGCCCCAAGAAAGCGAAAGCUGUCAAGUCCAAGACCACAAAGCCUAAAGCGGCAAAGGCGAAGAAGGCAGCACCCAAAAAGAAUCAUCCACCAGUAUUGAAGGCCAUAUCAGUGCCAGGGAGGGCCUCCAGCCGUCUCUACUGGCAUUAGGAAGGAUCAAGGGCAGGAUUGACAAAUUCUACGUGGUUGUGUAUAAGCACCUCAUCCCUUGCACAGGAACCAGCUCCUUGAGUGCUAUAGAUGAACUCUUCAAAGUCCACUAUGUGUUCAACCUGUGAUAUGAGGAAGCCCUUGUCAACAUCUUUACCUUCCUGCAGACUACGAUCUACAACAUUGAUGUUGGUCUUGCAAGUGAGUCUCCCAGAGUGAAGGAAUUGCAUGCAAAGCUUUUGAACUUGGUUAAAUGUUAGUACAUUUACAUUUAUUCACUUAGCAGACGCUUUUAUCCAAAGCGACUUACAAAUGAGAUGCUCAUUUGAGUUUGAAGUUCUACAUGCCUUUUGAUCUACAGGGUCCAAUGGGUCAGAUGAAUAUAUUCACUAUGAGGUGAAUAUAUUGCACCUCAAUUCAUGCUGGUUUGUUACAUCUAAGAUACUGUGUUGUCAAUAAA